ACGUCAAAACGUCGUCCAAAUCCAAUGGAUGGUCCCUGAAAAAUUAUCUGAUUUGUUGAGUUAAAGCAAACAAAAUUCAACUGAAGACAUAAUCCAUUUUGUCUUAGGUAGCAAAUCUCCAUCAGUGCAUAUUACAACCGUGAGGAAAGCAUGAAGCAACAUUAAAUUAUCGAGGGAGAGCGGGGUCAAAGAAGAGUUUCCACACACGAUAUGGUUGCAAUGUUGUUAUCGAGGUUUGGAUAUCAUUGCCAUUUCGCACCAGUGCGAAAUUUGGCGAGCGCGUGUCGCGGCGUCUUUGGCGGAAAACACCGGAGCAGAUUAGUAAGAAACCAUUGCGCGGUCUCUGCGGAGGGUGCUCGGCAGUUCUCUCGGUACUCGGCCAACACAAUUCUGCCCAGUGACGAAACCAUGAAACUGGACGAGUACGAUAUUUUCGGUUUCGAUUUGGAUAACACUCUGCUGCGUUAUAAUCUAGUGGAAAUCGUGAAUCUCGAGUACAAGGUUCUAGCGGAGUUCCUCGUUAACAAGAAAGGAUACGAUGGCAGGCACUUGCUGAAACCAGUCGACGAUGACCUUGAUUUCGUUCGGCGUGGACUUUUUCUGGACGCCGAGAAGGGAAACGUGCUGCAACUAGGAGCGGAUGGUUAUGUUAUAAAGUGUGCACAUGGUACUAGGUUUUUAUCUGAUUCGGAGAUUGUGGAGCAGUAUGGCCCUCAUAGGGUGUGGGGGUUGGCCCUCAAGUUCAUAAAGGACCCGCUGGAAACAUGGAACGGGCCGAUGUCCAACCAGAUUCGCGCACUCUUGGACUACUUCGAUAUGCCCGCUUCCUUAGUGUUCGCUCGAGCUGUUGACACCAUAGACGAGAUGCACGGAAGUAGCCCAUCAAAGUAUCCAGUUUGGAACGACCUGCUCGACGGCCUCGUCGAGAUCUAUUCACGUGAGCACUUCGCUAACAACCGCAGUCCGUUCUUCAAUGCUAUGAAAGCGGAUCCCGGUCGUUACAUACUCAAAACCAGCCCGGAGGUCAUAAGAUGGUUGAAGGAAUUGAAGAAAACGAAGGCGACUUACGUGGUUACCGGCUCGAAUAUCGACUUCGCGAAUCUCACGGCAUCAGAAGCCUUGGGAGCUGACUGGCGGCAGCUAUUCGACGUCGUCAUUGGUUUCGCCAGAAAGCCUGGAUUUUUCUCCAUGAAACGGCCUUUCUUCGCAGUGGAGGGUAUGACGGAAACACAUCCCAUCGACUCCAAUCAGCUCUCACUGAACAAAACCUUCAGUCAGGGCAACUACGCCGAUCUUGAACGUCUCCUCUGCACGAAAUACGAUAUCACACUUCCACGCAGUAUUUAUGUUGGCGACAAUUUCAUCCAGGAUAUCUACACCCCCUCCGUGCACUCGAACAGCGACACAGUAGCGAUCUCGGAGGAGAUGCUGGGCGAGGGAAUGCAUAAAUCCGAUCUAACUCAUGAAUUCGGUCACAUGAUCACCUCCAAGUGCUGGGGGUCCUUCUUCGGACAGGCGAAGCAUCCAUCGGUGUGGACCACAAUUGCGCAAAAAUUCUCGAAAAUAUGUGCCCCGUCGGUGGACGAGAUAAUCAAAUAUUCAAUGAACCAAGAAAUUGAUUGUUUCACCUGCAGUAACACGAUUUUAAACGGGUUCCACCCGUCCAUUCCACAAUCACUUCAUAAAUCAUAGAAAGCAUUGCUGUUGUGACUGUAGGAAGAGAAGCAAAUUAAGCCUUUGUUUUGGUUGUGCGUUGCACAUUGAGCGAACAAUAAAAACGUUUAAAAUUGAG
Hermetia illucens (black soldier fly) is the source of this 1792-nucleotide messenger RNA. It is a transcript of the gene Nt5a, whose product is annotated as 5'-nucleotidase domain-containing protein 1. Gene Ontology annotation, molecular function: 5'-nucleotidase activity. NCBI's taxonomy places the organism in Eukaryota, Metazoa, Arthropoda, Insecta, Diptera, Stratiomyidae. The transcript has a single exon. The record is from RefSeq and is a predicted model, not a curated record. The coding region runs from base 211 to 1692 and encodes 493 amino acids.